Anopheles gambiae (African malaria mosquito) is the source of this 8741-nucleotide messenger RNA. It is a transcript of the gene chinmo, whose product is annotated as zinc finger protein chinmo. The coding region runs from base 929 to 2842 and encodes 637 amino acids. The record is from RefSeq and is a predicted model, not a curated record. Gene Ontology annotation, cellular component: nucleus. Gene Ontology annotation, biological process: regulation of transcription by RNA polymerase II. NCBI's taxonomy places the organism in Eukaryota, Metazoa, Arthropoda, Insecta, Diptera, Culicidae. Gene Ontology annotation, molecular function: protein binding. The transcript is spliced from 7 exons.
CCCCCGUGUAACCCUCUACGUUCGUGUGCGAGUGCGUGAGUGAAUCAACAACAAGGCAGAAAAAUCCUUCGAAAAUCCAAGUGUGUCUGUGUGUGUUGUGUCUAUACAGUUUGGCAUUGGUGGUGAAAGUUUUGGUUCUAUAUUCUGGCAAACCAACACACACACAGCAACAACAACGACAAAAAAACAACUGUAAAAUUCCAAAUCAAGUCCAAAACGCCACACACGCACUGAAAAUUUUGGGCCACGCAAAACUACCCCCCCCCCCCUUUCGGAGCGUUCCAUUUUUCGUUUGGUACGUCGCGCAGUUUUUUUGUUUCUCCGUUUUUCGGUUUUACCGUGUGGCAAACGGGGCUACACGGGCGCGGCGUGCAGUGUAAGUGCGGAGUAGGCAGUAAGUGCAACCCCUGCGUACGUACGCGUCAGUGAGUGAGUGAGUGUGUGCGUGCGUGCAAUUGUGCGUGAGUGUGCGUCGCGCGCGCGAGUUUUCCGCGGUGCGUUUUGUUGGCGCAAUCGGAAGUGCCGGUGGAAAGUUGGAAGCGCCAAACGCAAGCGAUCCUUUUUCGACAAGAAGGGAAAAAGGAAAGUAAGGCAGAAAAGUUGGGCAGAAAAAGGCACCCCAGCGAACACUCCGCAGAAACACGGCCACAGACAGUCGCGCGAGAUUACAACAAUCGACGAAAAAAGAUCUCAUCGACGAGUGGUGGUGCUGCCGCCCCAUUGCUGUAGCUGUGAAAGACCAUCGUCCACGGCCACAACGGGAUUAAAGCAACUCGACAACAACAACAUUGUGCAUUUAGAGCAGCAAGAGCCAGUUGCAAAGACGGCGCAAUAAAGUAGCGGUCCCCUUCCGCGAGCGCGGAAACCACACCGUUUUACAACCAACCAACACACUGUACACUGAACGGAAAGGAAACACGUCACCAACAUGGAUCAGCAACAGUACUGCCUCAAGUGGAGCAACUAUUCAUCCAACCUGGCGGCGGCCUUUUCGAACCUGUUCGAUUCCGCCACCCUCACAGACGUCACGUUGGUUUGUGGAGGAACCGUAUUCAACGCUCACAAGGUCAUACUAGCGGCAUGUUCGAAAAACUUUGCCGACCUGUUCGAGCGGGCCCCGGUUGGCACCGGCCAGAUAUGCGUGAUGCUGGAAGCGACCUCCGCCGAUAACAUGCACGCACUGCUCGAGUUUAUGUACAAAGGCGAGGUGCAUGUGUCACAGAAAGCGCUGGAAAGCUUUCUGAAGGCGGCUGAGAACUUGCAGGUCAAAGGACUCACCACCGAGCACGGUCGCUUUGCGAGCGCCAACGCUAGCCAACCGUCACAGUCGCCGUUCCACGGCCCACCGAACGAUCUGCCAUCACCUGCCAUCCGGCGCCAGCAGCGCAACAGCCUCUCGUCCUCGCUGGAAUCGAUCAACCGAGCGGUGAAGCGGGAAACCGACAGCAUAGUCGGCAGUGCCAGCAGCGGUGGCAACGGAUCGAGCCACGGCAGUGGUGGCGGUGCUGGCGCCGGCGGUGCCACGGGCAAUGCGGGCAGUGGGGCCGAUCGGGGCAGUGGUAACGAUCGUGGCAAUCGCGGCAAUGAUCGAGGCGGUGAGAGUGGAGGUGUGGGUGGAGGUGGUGGUGGCGGAGGAGGAGGCGGCGGUGGCGGAAACACACCGGCCUCUAGCUUCUCCCCGUACCUGCAACCGUCGUCCUAUCUGCCCGGAUCGUACGAGAACCGCAAACGAUCGCUGCGAAGCCCGUUCUACGAGCAUCAGGAGGCGACGCGGGACAGCGUGUUGCGGGACGGGAAGGCAAGCGCAGGAAAUGGCAGCCCGGUCAGUGGCAGCAAAAACUAUCGACCGUCCAGCAGUGGCUCAUCGGCGACGCCGACGGAGGCGGACACCAUACACACGGAUCGGGAUUCACCGCAACAGUCCAAUCGGUACGAAAAUCAUAGUCCCAGCACAACCCAUGGCCACGGAAACGGACCGGUAUCGUCUAACACGAUGGACCGCGAGGAACGCAACGAUCACAACGGCUCGGUGGAUCACAAAGUGAAACACGAAAGUCGGGAAGGCAACGAGGCUGGCGCGGAAGAUCUGCGCGUCAAGAUGGAAAUGCGACCGAUACAGUCCCCGCUCCGAUCGUCGGCCCCGUCCACACCGACGACACCGAUCGGCUUCAUCAACGUGAAGGGCGGGCUGGAGGCGGCGAUACCGUCCGUCGACAUGUUGGGCAUGAUCAGCACACCGCGAGAAAGCGUCACGACGGCAGAUGGUAAGUUUGGGCGGUGCGGGGGUUUUGUUGUUGUUGUGCUUUAUUUCGGCGUUUGCGCUUUCGCGCCCGAAAGAGCGGACACGGAUUUCACUGAUUCGAAGGUUUACUGUGCGUUCCAGGCAAAAAGCUACAGUGCCCGCUGUGCGACCGGCAGUACGGCUACGAGACGAACCUGCGGGCGCACAUACGCCAGCGGCAUCAGGGAAUACGCGUGCCAUGCCCGUACUGCAGUCGAACGUUCACCCGCAACAACACGGUCAGAAGGCACAUCGCCCGGGAGCACAAGCAGCAGACGCAGUUCAUGCCGAGCCAGCUGCACAGCUAAGUGCGCUAAGCCCCGCCGCUGUAGGACGUCGAAUUUUUGCUGCUGCCCGGUCCUGUCUCUUUCCUCCUCUCUCCCACCUGAUCCCCGAGGAACGUUUUGUUUUCCAAAUCCCCUUUCACCACCCCACCCCACCCCGUCCUCCGUGGCCCAGUUGUGCGGAUCAUCCGUCACUCGAUCGGCCGUGCUGAAUUGGACCGUUUGUUGUUCCUAUAACAUUAGUAAAAAACGAAUUGUUGCAUUGUCGCAUUUGUAGCCAUACCUCAGAGUCCCGUUCGCCUUUGAACGCCAUCCAAAGAUAUCGAUACCGUGCGGAGGCCGCGGAAGAGCCGGGCUCGCCCGCCCGCUUUCCCUGCUGUACAUCGGCAGCCAUGAUGGAGCAGCACACCAGCGAGACACACCUGUUGUGCCUGUGUUGCCGAAUAGCAGGGAGUUUCUUUUUGAUUUCCAUCGUCAGCAUUAGCGUCAUCAAUGUACGAGCCGUAGCCGUUUGGUGAGCAGUAGCCGCAUCAGUUGGUGGGGUAGCUGCUUCCAAUGAAAGAUGGUACAAUAUGCUGUAACAGCGAUCGCAUGAUCACAUCAGAUAUGGGACUCGAUGUUAGAAGAGAGAAUGUAUCAACAAUAUCAGCUGAAUUAAACAUUUGCGAGAUGAGGUCGAUUGUUUCUCGGGCAAUGUGCGAUGGGUGCAACUCAUCGGAAUAGUUAAGCGGGGGAAGAGGCAUCCGUACGUAUCCUGUUUACGUACGCGAUAAACGAUUUGCAAGAAAUGAAGAUGAAGGUGAAAGCUAAGCUAUAAUAACUUGAAAUGGAUUGGUAGAACACUGAUUGGAGUGAACGGACGCCAGAUAUAUAGUUUUGAAUUCACAUCUAGCAAACCCGGAACUCAUCGGACCUACUAACUGCUGGAACCUUCCGACACUGGAAAUAUGAACUAAAUAGCAAAGACAAUUUAUUUAAAUAGCAACGUUGAAAUUCAAUUUGUUUACUGCUAAAGAGUAACCAGAGUACUCUCUCGCCUUAUGAAUUCGAACCAAUAAUUAUUUUUCAUUUUUGUACCUAUAUUUCUUCGCUCCUCCAUUAACAUCGGGUAUAUGCUUUGACCAAACCCCGAUUUCAUAAAAACAAACAAAAUCAACUAGCAUCCUCUUUAACUGCAACAUUGAUUUUCUUUACCACUCUGCAACAAGCCAGCAAUGGCGGACACAACAAUAGCUUUAAUUUGCCAGUAUUUGGCAACUCGUCGACAGACUACGGAUGUUCCACGGGUGAGGUGAACACACCUCAUCCUCCUCCUCACACGCACGUUUGCUCAUGCAGAGCAGCGACAUGCUUUAAUUUUUGCAACAUCUAUAACUCAGCAAAUACAAUCACCACAAGUGUCAUUAAUCAUCAAUUAACUUGAAUGUGGAGGAUCGUUUCUCUCUCUACGAGACCCGAUUAAGUGGAUACCCCAACCAGAGGGUACUAACAUGAAUCUUGCUUAUGUUGCCCAUACACACACAUACACAUACAAACACACAAACACAGAGCCACAGACAGUAACGAUGAACCUUUACCGACAUACAUAUAGAUAGAAAGAGAGGAAGGAAGAAGGUAGAGUAAUAGAAAAGAAUAGAUGAUAGAAGCUUACUAUUUUGUUUAUGUUUUACUUGUUUUGUUUCCUAAUUAAAACUCACUAUAUAGAACACACCAACGGCAACACACACACACGGCAAUUGUAUUUGCUGUUGUUGUUUUUGUUGGUUGUUGUUUUAUAUACUCUAGUAUCAGAUUUGCAUUUCCUUUGAAAUGGCGAACGACUCGCUUCAUACGAUUACCGAUUGUUUGAUUUCGAUUGUUUCGUCAUUUCGCUUUUUGGAUAGUGGUUUAGUUCUUGAACCCUCCCUCCGCUCUCCCAACGGCAUAGGGGGUUGUUUGAUAAGGGGUGUGUGGGUUGAACGGGGGAAUGUACGAAGAUCGAAAAAUUGGAAGUACACAUUACACCGUAACAUUGUACAUGGAUAUCUUAAAUCUUGUAAUAGUAUCAUAUAUAAUUUAACAAGGAACAACAAAACAACGCAAAGUGGGAGGGGGUGUGGGAGAGGUAAAGCAUACUUUUUUAAUGAAUAAUACACAUGUACCUGCUGAUAAAGAAAUAGGGAAUCAGAUAUAGGAGAGUUGAAAUCGAUAGCUUAAUGAGAAAUAUUUAACUAUGCAUAUAUAUGAAAGUAUAUUUAAACCUAAUCUACAAAACCCACAUUACAACACACAUGUACUUGAAGAAGAAGAAGAAGAAGAAGAAGAAGAAGGGCAGAAGUGGUCAGGCGGCCAAUGCCGGAAGGCUGUAAUGCCCGGCUGGCUGGCAGCUGGUAGCAGUGGCAAAGGUGUGUGGCUGAACAGUGUGAGACGCAAAAGACAUUUAAUCCUUUUUCAGGUGGACGCCUUUCGCCUGACAAUGACGACGAGACGAGACGAUGACGCGCGAUCGCGCAUUACUCGAGCAGCCAUUACCAAUCUGGCACGAGUCUCAAUCAAAUAUCGUGCGCUAGCGAUUAACAAUUAAUUCAUGCAAGGAAAAGAUUCUUCCGCCUAGAGGGGGUAGCUGACCCACUUUGGUUAGUGGUGGUGGCCACGGCCCAAGGCAGGGGGAUCUUUUGUCCAACAACAACCAAUUCUUCAAUAGAAGAGCAAACCUAAUGGAACAACAUGCAAUGGAAACUUGGUGCCUAUUAAAUAGACGAUUCUAGUUUAAACAGUACUCUUACUAAUACUAAUAUUUCCGCAACUACUGCUACUACUUCCUCUACGAAUGGUUAUAGUACUUCCUCCGAUCGUACAAUACAGGUGCGUUUUUGUUUUGUUCGUUUUCUGCGACAUCUUAAAUGGCAUGUAUCUAUCAUUUCAUAUCAUUGCCAUCAUCUCCGCCAAACCCAGCAACUCACUACAAUAGAUAAACGGAACCGUUGAAAUGAUCUCAUUUUUAUAGCAAUUACUGAUUUAGUUACCACUAUUUAUCCCGUCCCCCAAACUCUAGAUGUCCUUCUCCAGCAAUAUCAAAGAAAAUACCGUUCCCAUACUUAAGUCUUCACGCGUCUCGUUUCACCACCGACCAUUUGGUCCAUUUUCACUGCAGUAAGAGUGAUCAUAUUCUACCAAUCCUUUUCAAGUUAUUAGCCGAAGUUGUGCAGCACACGUACUAUCGGGCUUCGGUUCUCCGGUUUUACGGGGCACGGAAGCAUUCGUCUCGUGCUGGGCAAAUUGGACGCGAGAAACGGGAAGAAGAUCUUGCACGGAAGAGAAACAAUGAAACAAUCCAAUCUCAAUCGUUAAAACAUAACAAACACAUGCACACACACGCACACAAAGAGCAACAACAUUCGAUGUGAGCGUCGCGUGUGUGUUUUGUGACAAGACAAGGUGUGUUGAGCACACGGUGCCAGCUGAAGUAGUUAAAAUGUGAACGUUGCCGUGAGCACGUGAAUAAGAGCCUUUGCAUAAUGUGCGUAACAAAGUAGAGGCAAGCGAACGCAUGAGCUAGACAAUUGGAUGAAAAGAAAGGUAAUUGCAGAGUUUAAUUGGUGCAAAUAUGUUUAACGUGUAAUAGCAAUACCAAGCCGGAAGAACGAACAAAACACGAAAUAUGUGCGCCGAGAGCAUUCGUUUUCAGCAUGGGUGGAGUUCCGCAUGAUUUUCUGUAUAAUUUGUAUUGUUUUUUUUUAAAGAGCUACCAUUUUUACUGUUAUAAACAAACAACCGAAGUUACCGAAGCAACAUGAAAAUACCGGAAGGUACAUUAGAGAGGCAAAACAGUAAUUGAAAAGAUGCUAUCAAUGUUUGCUAUAUUAUACCGUAGUAUAACACACAGAGAAUUUUAUUUUGUGUUUUUUUUUUUUCUUUUAGUUUUGUUUUUUCACAUACAAUAGCUUUAGUAAGGAGUUUUGAUUGAUGAGUUUUCUCAUGCUUUCGUUUUGGACCACGGUAUGGCCGUGAUGCGGAUGCAAGUGUUUAUGUUUCCAUUCGAGCGAAUUAGUUUUACGUACCGAACUCCUGGGACACACCCACUGAACAUGAAGAGAAUAUGCGCGAAACAAGUAAAUAUGCUUCCCUCGGAACCCUUCCCUUAAGUAUGACGUCAAACGCUUAACAAUGAAAUAGAAUCCGUUAGUUCAAUUUUUAAAGAAGAAUCAAUAUAGUUAAACACAGUCUCACAGUGAGGAAACGGUGAUCGGUCAUCACCGGUAUUGAUAAUAGUUGUAUUAAGCACACACGAGUACCCGGGCACGGGUAAGCGACCGCAAUAAGACAAAUCUGAACGCAGCAGCAGCACCAGCAACCCCGCCGCUAACGCCGGGUUGUGGUGCGUGUGCCUGCCACCAAGCAGAAUUGUGUUUCUUGUUAAAAACAAAUAGCCUGUUUCUGUUUCUAGUGCUACAAACUGUACUGUUUAAUUUUUUGAAUGCACAUUUGUCCCUUAUCCCUUAUAAAACUGUUUACUCAACCUGUUAUAAACAAAACGUAACACGAGGAGGAGCUAUAGGUAUAAUCAAAGAUAUCAAACGUUUGAUAUUUGCAAGCAAUUUACAUGCAGACGAAAGACAACUGCCAAUGAAAACGGGUCUAUUUUUUCCGCUGAGUCGCAUUUCACCGUGCGCAGCACCACCGUACGUAUAUUAAAAGAACUUUUUGUUUUUAUACACUUGUCUUAACGACAACACACACCGCUAGGUAUUAUUCGUUUUUAUUGUAUGGUGUAAAAGUUUUACUUCUUUUGAGUUUUUCAUCCAUUUACAUACACACUUACACACACACACAAUCUGUACAACUGGUUUCUUCCAAAGCGAAAUGCGUAGCAACAAAACAAAAAACAAAACUAAGAUUAGUCGUGAUGAUAUGACAGAGAGAAAGAAGUAAAACACAUAAAAAACACACAAAAACAUGGAAACGAAACUCGAAACAUUAAAGAAGAAAAAAGAAACAUUAACCCCCUAUACACCAGCGACAUAACAAUGGUAAGCCGAACAUAAAUGAAAGCAAAAUAGAUAAAAAAGAAAGAGAACAAGAGAGAGAGAGAACAAGAGGAUGAAAAACACAUAAAAUAAUAAUAAUAAUAACGUAGAAAUAUGAACACGAAUGAAAACAAAAAGAAUGAACACUGAAAUCAACUACCUCCACACGUACUGUAGAAAUAGUGAAAUAGAGUGCGUUUAGCAGUAAACGCCAUUUUAUGUUAAUUUUUAAAUAGCUCUUGAUUUUAAGCAAUAAGGCAACGUAAUAGUCAAAAUCAAUAAUUAUUACGUACUUCUUCAAAGACAUUUACAAAUCAGGUAUAAAAUACAAUGCAAGAGUAAACGACAGCAACAGUAGAGCGACAGGCGGCGACGCGUCUGGAAGGUGAUGCAAAAACAGCAGUAAACAGCAGUUAAAGAUGCACAUGCAAGGCGAAACUAUAUAACAAGAUAUCUUUUCAGUGUGUAGUAGUAACACACACACAACAUCCCCUGCUAUCAGCCCAUCUAAAGAGUAACACCCAACACACUAUCCACAGCAGUUUGGAAUAUGUUUUCAGAAAAAGAAAGAGAACCAAAACAUUAACAGUUGAAAAGCUCGGAAGAACAAAAGCAAUUUUAUUAUUUGGAUUUCGUUUUGCAAAGCACAUUAUUUGCUGAGGGAAAAAAACACGAUCGUUUGGACAAACAAAACUACAUGUCACGGCUGCUAGAAAACCCAGUAGAAGAGAGAAAACUAAAAUGUCAAAAUUUCGUUUUGGCACGAUGGAAUCGAUAAACAUGUUUUGGCUGGCACUAAAAGCUCGUAUCUAUGGAAUAUCUACAUAAGUAAGUCACCAUCAGUUGACGAAAGACAGAGAGACGAAAUGAUAAAGAGAGAAAGGAAAAAAAGGCAAACGGUUUGGCAAAAGGAUAAAAUUAAAAAUCAUAACAAAAGCAUAACACACACUGCACGGCGAUAUCCCCUUUUUUAACUUGAUGCACACAAUCGAGGAAGCAGAUGAGAGAACAAGAUUUGGGCGGCAAAAUUAACGACACGGAAGCGUGUGACAGGAAGGAACAAAUGGAACAUGAGCCAUGGAACGAGUGGAAAAAUUGAAUGAAUGCAAAAUUGCUAAUGAAGCGUUUUGGAAAUGAUGCGAACAUGAUAAAAAGCAAGCAAAAAAAGAA